This is a messenger RNA of Cyphellophora europaea CBS 101466, 1452 nucleotides long. RefSeq lists its product as uncharacterized. The record is from RefSeq and is a predicted model, not a curated record. Gene Ontology annotation, molecular function: protein binding; protein-lysine N-methyltransferase activity. Gene Ontology annotation, biological process: peptidyl-lysine monomethylation. Bases 1 to 1452 code for a protein of 483 amino acids. Gene Ontology annotation, cellular component: nucleus. Lineage: Eukaryota; Fungi; Ascomycota; Eurotiomycetes; Chaetothyriales; Cyphellophoraceae. The transcript has 2 exons.
AUGGCAACAGACGCCACCGAGGAAGGCGAAACCUUCGCCCAGAGGACCGCAGCUUUUGUGGAAUGGUUCAAGAAACGCCCAGGGACGUUGCUGUCGGAUAAGGUCGAGCUUGUCGACAUGAGGCGCAUGGGUGCCGGAAGAGGCGUUGUUGCUGUGCAGGAUAUUGCAGAGGAUGAACUUAUCUGUCAAACCCCCCUCAGUGCUGUGCUGGCACAUAGCAGCUCCGACAUACCGCCACACGCUCUCAUCGGCACCGUUGAUUCUGGCGAGUGGCUGCCGUUAAUCGUGACGAUCAUCUACGAGUACCUCUUGGACACAGACUCCGAGUGGUAUCCCUAUUUCCAAGUCUUACCAACUCAUUUUGACACCUUGAUGCAUUGGACCGACACCGAGCUGGAAUACCUUCAAGCUAGUGCAGUUGUUGGCAAGAUUGGCAAAGCAGAGGCCGAAGCCCAGUGGGAAACAAUGAUUGAUACCAUGCUGGUCAACGAAGAUCUGUUCCCAACUGACGGCGCCGACCUCGAAACCAGGACCGCCGAACUGGUCAAAUUGUGCCAUAUGGCUGGCAGCUUGAUCCAAGCAUACGCUUUUGACAUCGUCGACGAACAGGGUUCGGAUACAGAAAGCGGCGAUAGUGAGGAGUUCAAGGAAGACGAUGAAGACGAUCCUGUCAAGGCGCUGGUACCUUUCGCCGAUAUGUUUAAUGCGGAUGCCGAUCGCAACAAUGCCCGCUUAUACCAGGAAAAUGGCUGCCUUCAGAUGAGGGCUACUCAAGCCAUCAAAGCAGGCCAGCAGAUCUUCAACGAUUACGGCCCACUUCCACGCUCAGAUCUCCUUCGCAUGUACGGCUACACCACAGAAAAUUACGCUAAAUAUGAUGUUGUCGAGUUUAGCCAUGACCUCUUGGUCGAAGUCGCUGGCAUGAAGAACCCCAAGAACAACGCUACGUGGCUGAAGCGAGAGGAGCAACUAGACGAGAUCGGUAUUCUCGAUGACGGGUAUGCUUUCCCACGCCCAACGGAUGGCGCCAAAUUGGAAGACGCUGUGCCAGGCGACAUUCAUAUGAUGCUUCGAGCCUUGACAGCCAAUCCCAACGUCUCCAAGGUACCGAAGUCAAAAGACGAAUCGCUCUCGAUUGAAGAAGCCGUGUUGCUCUCCGCGGUAGCCACAAAACGACUGGCCGAAUACAAAACUUCUCUCGAGGAAGACGCCGAGACCUGGAAGCAACUCGAGGCCGAUCCAGAGACACACCUUCCACCAGGCCCAUCUGCCAAGCGCUACCUUUCAGCCCUCCGCAUACGCUGCGGCGAGAAGGAGGUCCUACGGGAUCUCAUCAAGCUUUGUCAAGAUCACAUUGCGACCAAAACGACCGACAUUGCCAACACUGACCGAAAACGGAAGCACUCCAACGCCGCCACCACGGCUUCGAAGGCAAAAAGGACCCACAGCUGA